AUGCUUCGUGUCGAGCAUGAGUGCGAGAUAACUACCAAAUAUGAAGAUAUACUAUUUCUUUCUGAUCGCGGUCUCUUCCAACGAGCGUUAGAUGCUUUCCGCCACUUACUGAUGGCAUCGGACAAAAAUCCAGGCACUCGCAAGUAUUUACGUAGUCGCGCCACUAUAAUCUCCGAAAAGCGACGACAUUUGCGUAAUUAUAAAUACAUCCUGCAUCCGUUCAGUAUCCUCAGGCACUAUUGGGAUUUUACAAUGAUUUUCACGAUGACGUGUUUAUUUUUGGCUGUUCCGUAUCAGGCAGUCUUUGAGAUUCAUGAACGCCCGCUUUGUUGGACAAUUUUCAAAAAUUCCCUGCUCUUCAUUUGCUGCAUGGACAUAGCCGUUAAUUUCACAACAGGAUAUCUCGACAAUACACAGCACAGCGUUGUAAUGGAGCCGAAGAAAAUAAUGAAGAGGUAUCUGAGACAUGGCAGCUUCGUGACAGAUCUGCUGGGUUCCCUGCCAACUGAUAUCGCCUUCAGUAAAAUAUGGUGGGAGUACAAAGUCGCUCGCGAGCUAGCGUCUUUGAUGUGCCUGUUUCGCGUGUUCUCUCUCGCUUCAUACAUGAGAAAAAUCGCCCUCGCCUACGACGUUCCGAUAACCUUUUACAACGUCUGCGUGAUAAUAUUUUGGUUGGCGAUCACCUUGCACUGGCAGUCUUGUCUCUAUUGGCUGGUACCGAUAGCCACGACCUCCAUCCGUCUGCUGGAACGUCCAAGCAACGACUCUUGGAUACACGAGAAGAACCUUUGGGAGGCACCCAAGGGUCGACAAUACCUGUUGUGCCUCUUGCGCGCCGUGCCCAUCUUCAUGAAAUCGGGCUGUCUGCACAGCAAGCCGAAAAACGAAGCGGACCUCACGUUGCUGAUCGUCCUGCAGAUCUUAGGUACUUUGACGAUUUACAUCCUGACGGCUCGAGUGAUGCAGCUGUUCAAGGGCGCCAACAGCUCGAGGAUCAAGUAUCACAGCAGCAUGGCGCAACUGAAGCGAUACAUGAGGCACCGGCAGCUACCACGCUCGACUCAGCGUCGCAUCGUGGCAUACUACGAAUUUCGCUUUCAACACCAAUACUUCCGCGAGAGCGAGAUCCUCAACACCCUGUCCAUGCAGAUGCGCCAAGAGAUCGGCAUGCAUGCCUGCCGCAAGCUCGUGGAGAACGUGACGUUCUUCAGCAAUCUACCCUUCCUGUUGUUGGCGCGCAUCGUCAACCUGCUCAAGUCCGAGAUAUUCUUGACCAACGACGUGAUCGUGCGAGUCAAUCAGCUAGGCGACUGCAUGUACUUCAUCGCCAACGGCACAGUGGCAAUUUACACGAGUUCCGGCAAAGAAGUAUGCCACUUGGAGGACGGCGCGCAUUUCGGGGAGAUUGCGCUGGUGAUGCCGGAUGAGCGCAGAGUGGCCAGCGUCGUCGCCGUCGAGAUCUGCGAGCUGUAUCGUCUGGACCGCAUCGACUUUGUCAGAACGAUUUAUCAGUAUCCGAUGAUGUGGGAACGCAUCAAGAACAUAGCCAUCGAGAGGCACGAGAAGACAAUGAUACUCAAUAAUACCGCACGAUAAAUCAAAGGCAUCAAAGGGAUGCUUUCAUUGAAGAUCUCGCAGUCGUUAUGGUAUACGCAUAUAUCGAUUGGUAUUGAUGUUCGAGCGAGCAAUUAACCAUGCAGCGGCGUGUU
Molecule: messenger RNA, 1709 nt
Organism: Odontomachus brunneus
Lineage: Eukaryota; Metazoa; Arthropoda; Insecta; Hymenoptera; Formicidae
Product: potassium/sodium hyperpolarization-activated cyclic nucleotide-gated channel 2-like
Exons: 3
Coding region: 1-1596 (531 amino acids)
Source: RefSeq, a predicted model, not a curated record